AUGGAUAAGGUGCUCCCUCAGCUUCAUUCCGGGGUUUUCUUGAACCAGAAGAGAAAGAAGUACUGGGUUGAUAAGAACAACAAAAACUGCCUCAUGUUGUUUGCGAGAGAUCUCUCCAUCACUUGGGCUGAAGACAAUCGUUUCUGGCACUGGUCGCAUCAAACAGAAUCGGCCAGUGAUGUUGUCACUGAAGUUGCUGAGCUUGUACAAGUUUGCUGGCUAGAAUUGGUCGGAAAAUUCCAUGUAUCAAAGCUCUCACCAGGGACAAUGUACCAAGUUGUCUUCAUUGUCAUGUUGAGAGACGAAGCAUAUGGAUGGGAAGUGCCAGUGAAUUUCAGGCUUCUCUCUUCCUAA
Messenger RNA from Hibiscus syriacus, 354 nucleotides. Its product is annotated as protein PHLOEM PROTEIN 2-LIKE A1-like. The record is from RefSeq and is a predicted model, not a curated record. The coding region runs from base 1 to 354 and encodes 117 amino acids. NCBI's taxonomy places the organism in Eukaryota, Viridiplantae, Streptophyta, Magnoliopsida, Malvales, Malvaceae. The transcript has 3 exons.